AUGUGCGUGAACGCAUUCCUAUGCACACGAUGCGAAGAGAACUUGUACGCCACUACUGACAUGACCUGCGAGGCCGAUUGUCCAAAUGGAUUCUAUGGGAUCGGGGUGAAGCCCACGGGGCGACGGUGCCAAAGAUGCAAGCCACAUUGCAGCAAGUGCAUCGAUGCAGACGUUUGCACAGAAUGCUCGAAUCGAAAGUUCCUGACCCAUCUUGACACUUGCGAAAGCAUUUGCCCAACCGGUUACUACCCAGAGGCACCCAACGAGAGCCAGCCCACAGGUGGUAUUUGCUUCCCUUGCCCUCCCAACUGCGUUGCUUGUGAAUCAGCAGAGAAGUGCACUGUCUGCAACAACAACACUUACCUCACUGAAGACUGGAAGUGCAGCCUGAGCUGCCCAGUUCACUUCUAUGGUGAUGGUACGAAAGGUGUAGGCCGCAGCUGCAUGAAGUGCGGGGACGACUGCGCCAAGUGCGCUGGGGAAGAUGUCUGCAUCGAGUGCAAGAAUGGCAAGUUCCUUGCACCGGAUGGAGACUGCGAGCAGAGAUGCCCGAUUGGAUAUUACCCAUCUACGCCUGCGGGCAUGCUGGGCGUAGGUGGAGAAUGUCUGCCCUGCGCUGAGAAUUGUCACAAGUGUACAGGAGCUCAUACUUGUUUGGUGUGCAGGCAAGAUUCUUAUCUGACCAAUGCAUCUCUAUGUGUCGAUGAAUGCCCAGUUGGGUUCUAUGGUACAGGCAGCGGAGGGUACAUGCGAACCUGCCGGCCUUGUGCUGAGCAUUGCACUCAAUGCAUAGGAGCAGAGAAUUGCACCGAGUGCAUGGACGGCAUGUAUCUGACACCCAGUGAAACUUGUCAGUCGGACUGCCCUGACGGCUUCUAUGGAAGCGUACAGUUGGGAAAGGCGUCUGGUACCUGCGAACCCUGUGCUGCCAACUGCAGCACUUGCAUCAAUUCUAUGGUGUGUACAGAAUGUAGAAACUACCAGUACCUGAAUGGUGCCUCCUCCUGUUCAGAGUUGUGCGACCGUGGGUUCUACUACCACAUGCCUGACGAUACUGGAGGAGUUGGUGGGAUGUGCAAGGCUUGCACCAAUCAUGCGAGCACGUGCAUUAACGAGACGUUGGCCACGCAGUGCAAGGACAACAUGUACUUGUCCUCUUACACAUGGCAGUGUGACAAGGGCUGUGCAGCGGGGGAAUACCCUGUUGAACCCAUCAAUGGCAUGGGUGGGGAGUGCAGGCAGUGCAACGACAAUUGCAGCUUGUGUACAUCAUAUACGUCUUGCACCCAGUGCCAGCAUUUCACGUACCUCAAUCCAGAUGAUUGGUGCAGAGACACAUGCCCGCCGGGUUACUAUGCAGAGAACGGAACAGAUGGUGUUGGCACAGAAUGCAACAGCUCAAUGUUCCUGUCGCGCUCCGGAGAGUGCGUUGAGCAUUGUUCUGAUGGAGACUUCGAGUUGGGAUGGGAGGACCGCGGACGGACCUGCCAGAAGUGUCCGCCUGAAGUCAGCAGGUGCAUCAACGCAUCCUUCGCGACAGAGUGCAAGGACUCCCUGUACCUCACUCCAGGUGGGAGGUGUGAAGAGACCUGUCCCCCAGGAUUCUACGAGCAUGGGGAAAACGAAAUUGGACGAGUAUGUCCUAGAUGCGCUCAAAAUUGCAGCUUGUGCGAGGAUGCGCACACGUGUACGGAAUGCCAGAAUGCACACUUCCUCACUCCCUGGAACUGGUGUGAACUCGAUUGCCCAGUGUCGUACUACAAGUCCGGGAAUGAGGACAUUGGCAACACUUGUGAGAAAUGUCAGACACACUGCCGGACCUGCAUCAGCGAGUUUGACUGCACUGAAUGCGCAGACAACAAGUACUUGACGCCCGGCAGAACCUGUGAAGGCUCUUGCCCGGACAACUUCUUCGAGUUUGGUCUUGGAGAAACAGGAAGAACAUGCCCUCCCUGUGAAACAAAUUGUCACAAGUGCGAAUCUGCCACUCUGUGCACUGAAUGCAACAACUCUUUGUAUUUGCUCGAUGGCGACUGUGUCUCAGUCUGUCCGGAUGGCUUCUUCCACGAGGGUGAGGAAGACCGGGGCCGCAUCUGCAGGGAGUGCGACAGCUCAUGCUCCAAAUGCAGCGGCUGGGAUGUAUGUCUGGAGUGCUCCAAGGCUAUGUACCUGACUCCAAACAGUACCUGCCAAGCCCAGUGUCCUCCGGGCUUCUAUCACAAUGGCACUGGCGACUUCGGAAGAACUUGCCCGAUAUGCGCGGAGAACUGCAGCUUGUGCACGGAUGCGAACACAUGCACUGAAUGCAGGAAUUACACAUAUCUAACCCACGAUGAUUGGUGCCAAGCAAAGUGCCCACAUGGCUACUACGAACUUGGUGUAGAGGACAUCGGCGGGGUGUGCAAGCCCUGCUCUGAGAAUUGCCGCGACUGUGCCAGCAAGUCGGUUUGCUUGGAGUGUGAAAACCGGAAAUACCUGGAUCCCUCAAGCUCCAGCUGCAAAACUUCUUGUUCUGACGGUUACUUCGGAAAGCCGGGGACGGACGUCAUUGGCCGCGCAUGUGAUCCCUGCCCAUCUAGCUGCAACACAUGCAACACAGGAUCCGAAUGUACACAGUGCAAAGAUUUCACUGCGUUGACACCAUUCAGUACCUGUGAGAAGCAGUGCCCGCCAGCAUUCUAUCCGAAUGUCACUGGGGAGAUUGGCGGAAUCUGUGCCCGCUGCCACGACACAUGCAACGCCUGCGAAUCAGCUGAUGUCUGCACUCAAUGCAAAAUGCACUUGCACUUAUCUCCUGAUGGCAAGUGCCUGGAGAUAUGUCCGGUCGGCUACUACCCUCUGGCUGGUGUUGGUGCCCUUGGGGGAACUUGCCCGCUCUGCUCCGAGAACUGCAGCCAGUGUGUCAAUGCUACGGUGUGUACAGAGUGCAGGAACUCCACAUUCCUGACGCCGUACUACUCCUGCGAAGCAUCUUGCCCACCGGGUUACUUCGGGCACAGCGAUGGGGAGAUUGGAAGCACCUGCAAGCGCUGCCCUGCGGGAUGCAAUCUCUGCGAAAGUUUAGAGGUUUGCACACAAUGCAAAGACCAUAAGUUCUUACAGCCGGAUGGAACGUGUGGAGAUGUGUGUCCGCCUGGCUUUUACAUGCUUGAGGGCACCGGGGUGUUCGGCAUAGGAGGGACGUGCCCCCUUUGUGCCGAGAAUUGCAGUCAAUGUCUGAAUGCGACCGUCUGCACGGAAUGCAGGAACAGCACCUACUUGACUCCUUUUGGCUGGUGUGCUAGAGAUUGUCCGGCUGGAUCGUACAAGCUGGGCAAUGUGACUGUCGGACGUACCUGCGCGACAUGUCCUUCAAGCUGCAAUACCUGUGAGUCAGACACAUACUGCACGGAGUGCAAGAAGUCCACAUACUUGACGAGCACGAAUGACUGUGAGGCAACUUGCCCAUCAGGCUACUUUGCAAAGCGUGCCGGCAAAGUGGGAGGGCACUGCGAGGAGUGUUCUGCGAAGUGUCGAGAAUGUGUGAGCGAAGGUGUCUGCACCAAAUGCAUUGAGCCCUACUUCCUGGCCCCAAGUGGUGACUGUGUCGAGAGGUGUCCGGAUGGGUAUUUCCAAGAGCACUUUGAUGGUGGCAUCUGUCCUAUGUGCCCAGAAAACUGCGCGACCUGCGACAGCAGGGAGAAGUGCACAUCAUGCCGCAAGGGCACCUUCAUGACGGAGUACCAUCAGUGCAGAUCGAUAUGCCCGGCAGGAUUUUAUGGCUUGUUCGGAAGCUGUUACACUUGUCCAGACACUUGCAACUUGUGCACAUCGGUCUCUGAGUGCACCGAGUGCAAGGAUGGCACGUACUUGACGCCAAGUGGCACUUGUGAAUACGCCUGUCCUGAUGGUUGCCACGCACGUGGAGAAAGUCCAAUUGGCAGGUUCUGUUCGAGGUGUCCCUGGACCUGUUUGACUUGCCUUAGCGACGACGAAUGCACAUCAUGUAAGAAUCAUUCCUGGCUCAGCCCUCACAAGAUGUGCGAUUUUACUUGUCCUGACCAUUUCUACAAAGAUGGUGAUGAGGAAGUCGGCAAUGAAUGCAAGAUGUGCCCCGGGGAUGCGAGCAAGUGCAUAUCCGCAAAUUACAUGAGUGAGUGCAAAAAUGGGAAAUACCUGACACCGGAUGCGAAGUGCGAAGACUCCUGCUCGAAGGGUUAUUACCCGGCUGGCUUGGAGUCUUUCGGACGAACCUGCUCAGCAUGUGCACAGAACUGUAGCGCCUGCGAAGAUGCUACGGUGUGCACGGAAUGCAGAAAUGGGAAAUACCUGACUCCAGCAAGAUGGUGCCAAGACGAAUGCCCUGCUGGAUACUACCACAGUGGCACCGAGCUGGUGGGACGUAAAUGCCUGCCUUGCGAUGACCUAUGCAAUCUUUGUAAUUCUGCAGAUGUUUGUGUGGAGUGCAAGGAUGAUUCUUUUCUCACUGGGUCGUCAAAGUGUCAGAUGACAUGCCCUGACGGAUUUUGGGGAAAGCCUGGUAUACAAGGUAUCGGAGGUGUGUGCGACCAUUGCCCACAUACAUGCCACACCUGUUUGGGACCGAUGGAGUGUACAGUUUGCAGGGACCAGUUCUAUCUACAGGAUGGGGAAUGCUUGCCCACUUGUCCAGUGGGUUAUUAUCACGUGGGCGACACAGAUGUGGGUCGCGUUUGUGAACAUUGUCCGGCGCAGUGCAAGAGCUGUGUUGGUGAAGAUGUGUGCACAGAGUGUCAGGACUCCUUGUAUCUGACUCCCGCAUCGACUUGUGAAUCUUCAUGCCCCGAUGGGCACUACAAAAACUAUGUUGGCAUUGUCGGAAGCACUUGCCCGACGUGCCAGGAGAAUUGCAGUUUGUGCACCAACGCAACCUUCUGCACACAAUGCAGGAAUAGUACUUACCUGACUCCUGAUGGAAAAUGUGGCCCAUCCUGUCCUGAUGGCUACUUCCCUGAGGGUGAGGAUGAGAUUGGCCGCGUGUGCAAGCCGUGCGCAGCACCUUGCAACAAGUGUCUGUCUGACACUCAUUGCACACAGUGUCGGGCAUCCACAUAUCUAAACCCGCUGUCCAGCUUCUGCGAUGACACGUGUCCUACGGGCUUCUAUGAGGAUGGUAUUGCAGCGGUUGGCCGAACAUGUGAGCCUUGCGCGCAGCACUGCGAGAAGUGUGAGUCCAGAUCCGUGUGCACAGAGUGCAAGAACAGAAAGUAUCUCAUGGGCCACUCGUGCGCAGACUCCUGCCCAGAAGGCUACUACAAGCAGGGCAUUGCAGCCAUUGGCAACACCUGCCAAGCCUGCUCCAAGGACUGCAAAAGCUGCACAAGCCUCGAGCGCUGCGAAGAGUGUGCCAAUUCGACCUACCUUACAGCCAGUCAUCGAUGCUCCAAGGAGUGCUCCUCGGGCUUCGUGGAAACUGGCGAUCAAAGCACCGGCCGAACUUGCGAGGUAUUGUGCUUCUGGUGCCAUUAG
Messenger RNA from Symbiodinium pilosum, 5487 nucleotides. The record is from the annotation of a GenBank genome assembly. Lineage: Eukaryota; Dinophyceae; Suessiales; Symbiodiniaceae.